CGACAUUUUUCGCUUCAAUAAAUUUUCAUCGCCACCUUUCUCUCCCCCCCUCCUCAAGUCUCCAGCACUAGCUAGCACACGUGGCAGCUCAAUGGAGGAGCAGCUGGUAAAAGCUUCAGCUCACGGCGCCAUGGCGUCCGGAGCCCUGCUUCUCCCGCUCGCCGCCACCCUGCUUCUGUUGUUCCUCCUGCACGACUGCUGGUUCUCGCCAGCGCUGAAGCGGCGCCGCCUCCGCCUGGCCGGCUUCCGCGGCCCGGCCCCGUCGUUCCCGCUCGGCAACCUGCCGGAGAUCACCGCCACCAUGGCCGCCAUGCCCCCCUCCUCUGCUUCCGUAUCAAUCGGCAGCGCCGACAUCCACGGGGGCGUGUUCCCGUACUUCGCGCGCUGGCGCGGCAGCUUCGGGAAGGUGUUCGUGUACUGGCUGGGCACGGAGCCCUUCGUGUACGUCUCCGACCCGGCGUUCCUGAGGUCGGUGGCCGGCGGUGCCCCGGGCAAGCUUUGGGGAAAACCCGACGUGUUCCGGCGCGACCGGAUGCCGAUGUUCGGGCGCGGGCUCGUCAUGGCCGAGGGCGACCUCUGGGCCCGCCAUCGCCACGUCAUCGCCCCCGCCUUCUCCUCCACCAACCUCAACGACAUGGUGGGUUUGAUGGAGGAGGCGACGGAGAAGAUGCUGUCGGAGUGGACCGCUUUGGCGGCGAACUCGGCUUCUUCGGCGGUGGUGGACGUGGAGAGGGGCGUGGUGAGGAACGCGGCGGAGAUCAUCGCCAAGGCCAGCUUCGGCAUCUCCACCACGGACUCCGACUCCAACGACGUCGGCGCGCGGGUGUUCGAGAAGCUCCAGGCCAUGCAGACCAUGCUGUUCAAGUCGAACCGCCUUGUCGGGGUCCCGUUCGCCAGGCUGCUCCACCUCCGCAAGACCUUCGAGGCCUGGAAGCUCGGGCGCGAGAUCGACGCUUUGCUACUCCACAUCAUCCACCGCCGCCGCCAUAGCCAAAGCCAUGACACAGCCUCGAAGAAAAGGAAAGACCUUCUGUCGCUGCUGCUGCUGGCCGGGAAUAACGGGAACGGCAAGCAGCAGCAGGAUCAGAGGACGAUGACGGGGCGGGAGCUGGUGGACGAGUGCAAGACCUUCUUCUUCGGCGGCCACGAGACCACGGCGCUGGCCGUGUCCUGGACGCUGCUCAUGCUCGCCGCCCACCCGCACUGGCAGGACGCGCUCCGCCAAGAAAUCCUCGAGUUCAUCCCCACCAACGAAGGUACCCAGCUCGAGGCGGCCAAGCUCGGGAAGCUGACCAAGAUGGGGUGGGUGCUCAACGAGGUGCUCCGGCUCUACCCGCCGUCCCCCAACGUGCAGCGCCAGGCCCUCCACGACAUAACUCUUUCGUCGCCGGAUACGGAGAAGAAGACUGUGAUCAUCCCGAGGGGGACCAACAUGUGGGUGGACGUGGUGGCGAUGCACCGGGACGAGGCGCUGUGGGGCACCGACGCGAGCGAGUUCCGGCCGGAGCGGUGGGCGGCGGGAGGGGGGUGCGGGGACAGGAUGGGGUACCUGCCGUUCGGGUUCGGGGGAAGGGUGUGCGUGGGAAGGAACCUCACGGGGAUGGAGUACAGGGUCGUGCUCGCCAUGGUGCUGCGGCGGUUUGAGCUUUCCGUGGCGCCUGAGUACAGGCAUCAGCCUAGAGUCAUGCUCUCGCUCCGGCCUGCCAACGGCAUCCAGCUCCUCCUCACGCCGCUGCCUGCCGCUGCUGCAUCCAACAACAACACAUCCACGGAUUAAGCACUAUCCUAUCCCUAUAUAUAGCAUGAAUGAUUGCGCAUUUGCGCAUACUGCUAGAUUAGUAAUUUGAUUGAUACAGAUGAGAUGAUUCAAGCAAGUAGUGUGAUGAGUGGCACUGCAUGCGGUUGUUUGCAUGUGAUUGAUUGAUUACGUGGAGGUUGCUGGACUGAUCGUGGGUGGACUGGGUUGACCGAGUCAGCGACCCAACGAGCAGCACGCAGCUGCAGGGUAUACGUGGCGUGGCUACGAAGAUGGAUACGCAUGGCAGCAUGCGCGUGCAACUGACCUGGUAUCAUCGAUCGUGCGGGGAUGUAAACUUGGGGUUCGUUUAAAUUCUCCCUAACUUUUCUUUUUGAUCACUUAGCUAUGUGAUGACCCUGUAACUUAAUUAAAG
Molecule: messenger RNA, 2171 nt
Organism: Brachypodium distachyon (stiff brome)
Lineage: Eukaryota; Viridiplantae; Streptophyta; Magnoliopsida; Poales; Poaceae
Product: cytochrome P450 714C2
Exons: 2
Coding region: 92-1777 (561 amino acids)
Molecular function (GO): monooxygenase activity; oxidoreductase activity, acting on paired donors, with incorporation or reduction of molecular oxygen; iron ion binding
Source: RefSeq, a predicted model, not a curated record